Messenger RNA from Anneissia japonica, 850 nucleotides. RefSeq lists its product as uncharacterized. The transcript has 3 exons. NCBI's taxonomy places the organism in Eukaryota, Metazoa, Echinodermata, Crinoidea, Comatulida, Comatulidae. The record is from RefSeq and is a predicted model, not a curated record. The coding region runs from base 423 to 740 and encodes 105 amino acids.
GACGAUAACUAUCGACGAUAAAAAGCUGAAAAGCUUCAUAUAGAAUAUGACGUCAUUAGACUUGCGAAAUAUUUUUUGACACAUACACGAUAAAUCGUUAUCGAAUCGUGCUAGUUUGAAAACUUCCCUUAUUUUCUAUAUGAACAAUUGCUUUUUAUCGUUAUCGUCAUAGUGUAAACAGGCAUUAAGACUGAACAGUUCUAUACUCUUUGAACUGUGCGCGCGAGUAGGUCUGACGUAUGCAACAGUUUUAGGCUAUAGACUGUGUUUCCAUGCUCAGCCAACUCGUGAACAUGCAAAUUAAUUAGAAAGCAAACCUGCUGAUAAGACAAAAUUUGUAAAUACAGUACUAUGUCGAAAUUUAACAAAUUGGUGCGGCACGUUUCUCAUACAAAAUUGACGCCAAAGACUUGGAGACUAACAUGCACGACGAAGUGUGUAAACUAAAAAAAACUGACUUUGAAUUAGGUGAGAUGAAGCCCACACAAAAAGACAAUGUGAGCGGCACAGAAGAAGCAAACGAUGAAGAAGAAAGUACAGGCCAAACAUUCAGCAUAGCGGAAUUCAUUCCUUUGAUGGAAACAAGUUCACAGUAUGGUGAUAAAUCCAGCGGUUUGACGCAAGCUCUAUCUCACUACGAAUUCAACUCUCAUACGGAAAGCAUGGGUUUCAGUAGUGUUCGGGAUGAAGCAUUCAUACCAGAAUUCGAAAACAGUGGUGAUAGUUGGUCGAAUCUUUGAUUUACGUCAUCAGCACGACAUUAAACGUUUUAUAUUUCUUGAUUGUUCUGAUUGGAUUUUUUUUACCUUGCUGUUGUAUUUGAAAUAAAAAAUGAUUGAAUUGAAUUGAA